Messenger RNA from Penicillium pulvis, 279 nucleotides. RefSeq lists its product as uncharacterized. The record is from RefSeq and is a predicted model, not a curated record. Bases 1 to 279 code for a protein of 92 amino acids. NCBI's taxonomy places the organism in Eukaryota, Fungi, Ascomycota, Eurotiomycetes, Eurotiales, Aspergillaceae. The transcript is spliced from 2 exons.
AUGAAGCUGUUCACCACUCAAAUCUUCUGCCUUGGGGCUGCCAUGCUACCAUUGGCAGCUACCUCCCCUGACUCCGCAGUGGCCGCUAUUUUCGACAGACGGGUGUCUGAAAAGUUCAACCCUACUGGACCUGCAAAGGUGGAGAGAUUUAUCGAACUUCGGGCGCGUCAAGCUCAGGGCUCUGUUGUUUGCACUCUGACAUCCUUCCAUCUAGGACAGUACUGCCAGGGAACUACCUGUGUUUUGGCCCCUGAUGAGUUGCACUUCAAUUGUCCCUAG